GCAAGGUAGAAUCCGAGGUUUACCUGUUCCCUCAGGUAGUCCUCCGCCUCCGAGUAUUCCUUCGGAAAGUAUUGGUAACAACUUUGUAACUAAGUGUGAAUAACAGCUGUGGAGACUCCGAUUAACCAAAUGGCGUGAAGUUGACUUUGGAUAUAAGGACUUUAACUCCUUACCGAACCACUGCCGGGAAAAAAAUAACUCGCCAUUGACUUCCGGAAGAAUUUUGUGGUAACUAGUGGACUAUCCUUUUAUGCCACAUGCCGCCCUGGUCCUCAUGAGCCAUGUCUGGAGGUCCAAACUCGGAGAAAUGGAGCCCGGCGUCUGGGCCCUCUGGGAGUGGAGGAGGAGGAGGAGGAGGAAACGGGGUGCUCCUCAACCGCACCGUCUCCCAGGGCAGCACCAGCAGCGGCCGGCCCUACCAGGAGCGCUGCGUGGACCCUCCCUACACCCCGACAACAAAGACCCCCACCACCACGACUAAUAAGGGCGGUGUGCACAAGGCCGAUCCCCGAGAUGCUAACGGCAAACAGGCAGAGAUCCAGGACUUCCUAGCGGUGCCGUCCGAGUCGUAUGCCGGGGGUGGCGGGACGUCGUGCGCCGUUUGCACGCCGUGCGCCUCGCUGGCGGCCUGCCGGACAUUUGUGUGCACCGUGCUGACGUGUGGCCUGUACCGCGCGUGCAGGCGGCUGCCGUGCCUGUCGCCUGCUGCCCAGGGCCCCUCGCCGGAGGAGGCCAAAAAAGACCCCCGAUCGGCCCCCUCCUUCUCCUUCUCCUCCUCCUCUCAGGCCCCCGAGAGGGAAGACUCAGAGUCGGGCUACACGGACAUCUACCUGCGCGGCGUGAAGGUGGAGUCUAUUUUCCUGGAUGACGAGGAGGAGACGGUGGCGUACAGGCCGCCUCUGCAGGAGCAGCCGAGGCCGUUCGACCUGCACAAGUGCGGCAGCGUGUAUCUGGAGGAGCUGGAUGACGAGUGGAGCCGCACCGGCAGCGGGGACGUGGACGAGCUCAUCUCACGCAAGCUGUUGGAGCUCUACUCACAGGUCCAGAUUGAUGAGUUGGCCAAGUGCACGUCGGACUCCUUCUUCCUGAAGCGCACCAGCGAAAUCAGCCGGCUCAUCUCGGACAUCGUCACGGAGACGCAGAUGGAGGAGAAGGACGCCGAGUGCCGACUGGUGCACGGUAUCAUCCGCCUCAGCACGCGCAAGAGCAAGAAGCGGCCGCCCGUGCAGGUGCGCCGACACACCGAGACGCCUACCGACAGCGGCACCGAGACCAUGAAGGGAAGCUUCUCCCUCACCGACAGCAACUACAACGACCUUGAUGUCCAGAUCUCCAAGGAGACCUCCUCAGAUAUAGUAGCCAGACAAAUGCGCCAUGGCAGUGAUCGAGCCAACUCGUCCAGUUCGCCAACUACAUUCUCGCCAGCCUACCGGGAGACAGACACGGACUCCUCUGGCCUUCCGCUUCUUCACAGGUAUCCCCGCACAUGAGCCCUGGGAAGAAGGAAGACCGCCUGUACGUACACACACACACACACACACACACACACACACACACACACACACACACACACACACACACACACACACACACACACACACACACACACACACACACACAUACUAUACUGUAUCUGGGGAGGCCAGAAACAUUAGAGUGGUGCCACCCGUAAAGGAAUAUGGUGAAGGAAAACCUAAGGUCAGUAAUAUUAUUACUAAAUAACUUGAGCCAUAGACAUUUUAUUAGGAUGAAAAAUGACAUGUCCUGUUUGUCUUUUAGGAUUGUUGGUAAUUUAUAAUUGUGCAGGCUCUUGUUCCCUCAUCAUUGUUUUUUAUUUUAUUUUUUGAGAUGACUGUCUUUUGUUUUGUGCCGUCCCUUGUCCAUUGAGUAAAGAAAACAUAGUCAUGCAUUUUCUGUAGGAACAGAGAUGGGAGAGCAAAAAUGUGAG
This is a messenger RNA of Engraulis encrasicolus (European anchovy), 1948 nucleotides long. It is a transcript of the gene kdf1b, whose product is annotated as keratinocyte differentiation factor 1b. Gene Ontology annotation, biological process: keratinocyte development; regulation of epidermal cell division. The coding region runs from base 282 to 1490 and encodes 402 amino acids. NCBI's taxonomy places the organism in Eukaryota, Metazoa, Chordata, Actinopteri, Clupeiformes, Engraulidae. Gene Ontology annotation, cellular component: cell junction. The record is from RefSeq and is a predicted model, not a curated record. The transcript is spliced from 5 exons.